AGUGUCACGCCAGACGUCCCUUGAUAGCAGCCAUCUCAAUGUGUCCAGUGUGAUGUCUAAGGACAAGACAGAAACUACCAGGACAGGGAAGAACACAGGUGGAGAUGAGGAGUCACUGGAUGUGUCCAGGGCCUCAGACAGCUCCAAAGUCUCAUUUGACCUUCCUGUAGAUGCUUCAGGUUCCAGAGCAGGAGUUGAUGGGUUGUCAGUGGAAAGGCUGACUCUGCUGGGAAGGGUGCAUGUAGCUCGAGUUGUGAUCGAGUCACUACAAGUCAGCACUGACGAUGGUGACGACAAACAAAAACCUAACAAGGCCAAGGACAGUAAGAACAAGCUCAGGGGCAGGCCACCCAGGCCUUCUCCAAAGAGAGCUAAGAGCACGUACUUUGUGGAGUACCAGUUCCCAGUGGCUGCCAGCUCCAGGGACAAGGGCGGGGCCAGCGCCAUGGCAACAGAGGUCAUGAGGGUCGCGUCCAAGAAAAUCAAAGAUGGAGUUGUGACAUUUGGGCACAGGUCGAUGUUCCCUGUCCAGUUUGACGGACCCUGUGUGGAGCGAUGGUGGAAACAGCCGCUGGAGUUCAGAGUCUUCUGUAGGAACCCUGGUCAGAAAUCUCCAAUCUUGAAGGGAACUUGCAGCCUUCCUUUGAAGUCUGUCUUGAAGUCAGAAGACCUGAGUGUCUACUGUGACCUCGAGGUGAAAGGUGAAUCCAGGUCAAGGUCAUCAUCCACAACAUCAAGGUCAGAGUCAGAGGCCCUGCAGGAAGGAGGACUCGGGCCACUUAAGGUGUCUGUUGAGUUGGCCUCUGACAGUAAAGACUUUCCCUCAGCUUUGGCCAAGACCAAGUUAGCCGAGCUGAAGGGGUCAAAGGUCGUACCCAUUCCUCAGCCAAAACACAAACCAGUGACAGCUGUGCAAAGAGCUGUUCAAGACAUAGUAGAGAAAGGUGUGUCACUCUUCUUUGUAACCUAA
Branchiostoma belcheri (Belcher's lancelet) is the source of this 970-nucleotide messenger RNA. RefSeq names its product C2 domain-containing protein 3-like. Gene Ontology annotation, cellular component: centriole; centriolar satellite. The record is from RefSeq and is a predicted model, not a curated record. Gene Ontology annotation, biological process: centriole elongation; cilium assembly. Bases 53 to 970 code for a protein of 305 amino acids. Lineage: Eukaryota; Metazoa; Chordata; Leptocardii; Amphioxiformes; Branchiostomatidae. The transcript has 6 exons.